AUGCGCUUCAUUCAAUUUGCUGCGGAGGCAGCUGAGGAGGACUGCUGGAAGGGCCCCGCCAUGAAACUCGGUGGCUUGGAAUACUUCGAAACCCCCGAUAAUGCAGCAGCGUGCCCUGAGGCUCAUAUUUACUUCUUGGGCCCUCAGGAUAAAGUCCUCUUAUCCCGUCACGUAAACAUCACUAACUCGUCGACUACCUGUGAUUCCAACCUGUUACAGGCCAUUUCUUUUCCGGCAGACGUUACUGCUACCUAUGCCAAGAUCACUUUCCUGUGUGGCAACGAUGACGGACCUAGCUGUCAGAUGAUCAGGCUUCUGCCGGCGGAAGGAUCAGAGCCAGCCGUGCCGUUAUCCCUGGCGAUGGCUCGAACAUGCCUUGAUUCCAGCACUGCGACGGCGGCUUCUCCGACGCCAGACGCUAUCGGCACAACCAGUGUCCCAUGGGACAAUACCCCAUCGACAGCCGUGACUAGUUCUUCGACUGCGGUGAACGGGGAUGCUUCGGCAUACCCCACUCACUUGACGGAGAUCCAACCACCGUCCGCAUACUCCUCUACUGACGUCGAAACAGGUGGCUCCGCCAUCCAGCCAACAUCGUCUGGCUCUAACCUUGGUUCUGCUGAGCCAACAUCCACCACUACGGACUUUUCAAUUGAUCCUUCAGAGACGAAUGUCAUGCCUACAACGUUAAUAGAGACCACCGGCGGCGCCACGGCGGGUGUACCAUCUAUCGCCCCUACUGACGCCCCUUCUGUUAUCACUCCUGAAGUCUCUCCUGCCAUCCCCUCUGGCAUGCCUUCUGCUCUUACUCCUGAGGUCUCCUCUAUCAUCCCUUCUGGUGUUCCGUCCGAUGCCACUUAUGAAAUGCCUGGAGCAACUACACUUAUCACAUCUACUGUUGCGGGCAUCAGUCAUGCACCCAGAUGCACGUGCGAAUCCUAUUAG
Molecule: messenger RNA, 945 nt
Organism: Colletotrichum destructivum
Lineage: Eukaryota; Fungi; Ascomycota; Sordariomycetes; Glomerellales; Glomerellaceae
Exons: 2
Coding region: 1-945 (314 amino acids)
Source: RefSeq, a predicted model, not a curated record